Trichomonas vaginalis G3 is the source of this 588-nucleotide messenger RNA. RefSeq names its product sphingomyelin catabolic process. The transcript has a single exon. The record is from RefSeq and is a predicted model, not a curated record. NCBI's taxonomy places the organism in Eukaryota, Parabasalia, Trichomonadida, Trichomonadidae.
UUGGGCAAUGCGGAGUACGAUCCCAACUAUGGAGGCUACAAUUCAGAUAUAGAAACAUUCAUGAACACUUCAAAAAUUUUGGGAUCUUAUUUGACAGAUCAACAAAGGGAAACUUUCGAAAAAGGAGGCUAUUAUUACUAUGACUAUCCAAAGGCCAAUCUACGCGUUAUAUCCUUGAACUCCGUUAUUUACUCAAAAAGAAGAAAUUUGACAGAAUCAGAUUUAUACGGCCAGAUUUCAUGGUUAAAGAAUAUAAUGAACACAGAAUACAAGACAUUAAUACUUUUCCAUAUACAGCCAGGCGUUAACUACGCUGAAAAGAAGAAUUCUUGGUAUGAUUAUCAUAUCAACCAAAUUUCACAAGUAUUUGAAGAAAAACAACCAGAUUACUUACUAGGAGCACAUGUGCACCUUGAUAUGCUCAUGCCGUUCUUUAAUUCCAAGAAUCUUGAAAUAAUUGCUUUAAGCAAUCCAGCUGUUUCUCCGAAGCACGACAACAACCCUUCCUUCAGACUGUAUUAUAUGAACAAAGGAUUGUCCGAUUACAAGCAAUUUUACGCUGAUAUAAAGAUAAUCCGUCAUUUUUAA